Messenger RNA from Capsaspora owczarzaki ATCC 30864, 1147 nucleotides. RefSeq lists its product as hypothetical. The coding region runs from base 13 to 1020 and encodes 335 amino acids. The record is from RefSeq and is a predicted model, not a curated record. NCBI's taxonomy places the organism in Eukaryota, Filasterea, Ministeriida, Capsasporidae. Gene Ontology annotation, biological process: methylation. The transcript has 8 exons. Gene Ontology annotation, molecular function: methyltransferase activity.
CGCACAUUGCGGAUGAAUCCCACACGAACUCCUUCCAAUCGAAGCCAAUCCGUCAGCGACGACGAUGCCGUCCGCGCGACCAACGACGAUGCUGCGACUGCCAAGCUGUCGGCUGUGAAUCUCGGUUACUGGAGCGACCCGUUCAUCUCGCUGUUUGUCAAGCGCACCGACAAGAAGAUCCCGCUCAUCCAUCGCGGCUACUAUGCACGAGUCACUGCCGUCCAUUCGAUACUGAAGCAAUUCAUGGCUGUGACAACCGAAACCUUCAAGCAGGUUGUCGUUCUUGGAGCUGGGUUUGACACGAGCUAUUGGCUGUUAAAGCUGGCCGAGCAACGGAUACGAUGGUACGAAGUCGAUUUCGAGGCUGUUGUGAUGCGGAAAGCGGCCGCCAUCCAUCGCCAAACCCCGCUCAAAACCGGACUGCGCGUCAGCGAAGAUGAGCCCGAUGCGCCUUACGUGUAUAAGAAUGACGGGCAGCAAGUGCACACAAACCGGUAUCAUUUGAUAUCUGGCGAUUUGAGACAGUGGGAUCAGCUGAAGGCCAAGCUUGCAGGCUGUGACUUUGAUCCCAGCCUUCCAACUCUCGUGCUUUCAGAAUGCGUAUUGAUCUAUCUGCCGCCAGAAAAUGCAGCAGAGAUUAUUCGCUGGGCUGGCAGCCUACCACAAAGCAUCUUUGUCAAUUACGAGCAGAUUCUGCCCAACGAUGCCUUUGGCGUAACGAUGGUUUCAAAUCUCGAGCUCCGCCAAUGUGCUCUGCUCGGUAUUCAGGCCGUGCCAGAUCUGGAAGCACAACGACAGCGAUUUUUAUCGAAUGGGUUUGCACACGCACACGCUCUGGACAUGAUUGAGGUGUACUCGGCUGUUGUUCAGGGAGCCGAGCGAACACGAAUUGAGCGCAUCGAGCGAUUUGACGAAAUGGAAGAGUGGGACAUUAUGUUGCGGCACUACUGUUUCAGCUGGGCAGUGACCUCACAGCCAUCUGCCUUUGCAGACAUUGUACUUCGCCCUAGCUCUCGAUGACCAGCAGGGUGCAUCCGCGUACACCCUCCUGUACCUUGUUCUUUUUGACGCGAAUCGUGUUUUGUGUUCAACCUCUGUUUGAUUUUUUUUUGAAAUGGUUUCUUUUCAAAUCCACUUCCAUUUCAAA